CACAAAAAAGUUAUGAUGGGUUAUUUACCGAAAUAGUGCUGUAAGUGGCGCCCUCUAGAAGUUUGGCCAUACCAAAAACGGAUUCUUGUUUAUCAUACUAGAAAACCUCGCUAUACCGAGUUUUAUGCCAAAAUCUGAAAUACUUAUCAAGCGAUAAGGAAAAAUUGAAAAUAAAAUUGUAACUUUGACACCCUGUAUCUCGCAAACUAUCAACUUUUGGACUAAGGUAUGUUUAGGUCAAUUCACAUAUGUAGUAUCUCCAGUUUCGAGAUUUCCCAACCUUUCGCAGCCGGACACAUCAUACGAAGUUGCAGGUAACAGCUACUCUACGAUAAAAAAUCAUGUUGGAUGAACAUUUGCGUUGGCUAACAAUAGCACUGCUUGCUGAUGACAUACCUGAAGAUGAUUUACUACUGAUGUUACUAUUAAUGCGUCGCCAAGAUCGUGCGUCAAAUAUGAGGUUACUGUUAGCGACAUUGGAUGCUUGUAAUCUACUUGACGAAGAAUUGCUUUUAUUAUUGAUGCUGAGAGAACGUGCGCGAUCCGAUGAUUCGUCAAUGUCGUCGACAUCAUCUUCAGAUGAAGAAGAUUUGGAUGCGGCGUCAAGACUUGUGAAUCAGAAUGAACAGAGAGCCAGAAAAGCUACAGAAGCGAAUAGUUCCAGUACAGGCAGUCCCGUACCAACCCUUGGUCCUGAAGAUAUUGAUAUAGUAGACACCGACAUAAAGCUAGAGGAGAACGAUAUAGAAGAAACCCCCGCGAAAAGGCUGAAAACGGAACAUAUCGAACCCAGUGAAACCCCCGCGAAAAGGCUGAAAACGGAACAUAUCGACCCAAGUGUAACUUCAGAACCUUGUCCGGUAGUGAAAGAAGAACCAGUGGAUGCGCCAGAUUUUGUUGAUCCUACAUCGGUGACUCCUUUAUUGCCUGGAAGUUUGGGAGUCGCUAUCAAAAGGGAACCAGAGGAUCCUGCAGAAUGUGGGUCAAGCAGUGCAAACUUCCAAGAAGUGUGUGUCACUGAAGAAGCUGACUUAGGAAUAAAGCAGGAAGUUGAGCUGCCAUAACAACAAAUCUUGACUACAUAGAUUAGAAAAUAAAUCUAUUUUUGUAAUAUAGAAGAUGCCUAAAAGAUAGUCUUAUGUGCCAGUGGUCUCAGAUUUUUUUCUUGUAAAAAUGUUUUGUAACUUUUUUUCAAAUCAAUGAAAGACAUUAUUACCCAGUCAGGGAAUAAUAUUUUGGUUGACUUCUAAUAUUCUAAAAUCGACUUACUGUUUAUAUCUUUUGUCACUACCAUGUAGUAAUCGAAAUAUAUUUCUAUUGUCUGAUGUUCAGAUUCACGUUGUUUGUUUUUAUAUUUUUUCUUGUAUUGCCAUUAGGCUUUUAUUUUUUGAUAUACAAGACUUCUUGUAUUCUAUAUAUUUGUAAUAAUUUCAAUGUUAUAGUUCUUCUAGUUUGCUGCUAUUUUAUGCAAAUCUGAGCAUAGUUUUUUAAUACAAGAUAGGAAUGUAUGUAAUUUUUAUUUUUUCCCAUUUUCCUACAUGGUUUUCUUUGCGUUAAUUGGCAAAACAUUUUUUGCAUUUUUGAUAUAGGUAUAAC
Messenger RNA from Acanthoscelides obtectus, 1596 nucleotides. Lineage: Eukaryota; Metazoa; Arthropoda; Insecta; Coleoptera; Chrysomelidae. The record is from the annotation of a GenBank genome assembly.